This is a messenger RNA of Symbiodinium necroappetens, 3411 nucleotides long. NCBI's taxonomy places the organism in Eukaryota, Dinophyceae, Suessiales, Symbiodiniaceae. The record is from the annotation of a GenBank genome assembly.
AUGUCGGGCCCAGAGCACCUGGACUACGAGAAUGCGGAGGCAACGGUGGAGCCACAAAGGCAGCUGGCAGCCUUGGUACGUGAUGCAACGAUGAAGAUCGCGGAGCAUAUGGGCGAGGUCGCUCAGGCCCAUUCCGCCCUCAUGCAAGGGCUUCAAAGGUAUUUCGGUCUGGAUGUCAGCGGCGUGGACACCUCUGCCAUGGCCCUAGUGCAGGAAUGCGCAAGCGUCACAGAUUCCUUCGAGCAGAGCCUGAAGAAGGCCGGAUUUGCGCAGGUCAUGGGAAGCUGUGAUGAGAUCCUGAAAGAGUGCAGUUCAGUGGCCGGCCUGUUGAACGAACGAGAUGACGCGCUCUCCGAGAGGCAGCACUACGAAGAGAAGGUCGCAACCCUGCGCAGCACCUCCAAGGGCGUGGUCACCGAGCAGAUCGCCAGAAACCACGAGAAGCUAGAGCGUGCCAAGGAAUCUCACCAUCAGAAAGAGGAUAAGCUUACCGCGGCACUGCAGUCUUUCAUCUAUCGAAGGCCCGUGCACUUUCGGCAGACGCUUUUGGCACUCUUCCGGCAACACGUCGGUGUGUUGGCGGAGGUGGGCGCGAAGGCAGAGGAGGCCAUGAAGGCUGUAGCGGCAGAGUUGCAGGUGGGACAAAAGGCGCGCAUUGUCGGUUUGCAGAAGGCUGUGGAGCUGAACGAGCUUCUGGUCACCGUCGAGGGUGAGGAGGGUGCCGGUCGCCUCUUUGUGCAGCUCCCCGACGGGCGGCAGAAGUCCGUCCGUGUGGAAAACCUUUGUCCCCAGCUACCAGAGCCACAGUCGGCGCUGAGCUCAAGCUCCAAAUGCACAGACAAGGAGGGGGCUGCGGGGCCUGGAGAGUCUGGAAAGGAGUCGGCGCUUCCACAAAAGCUCAGAUUAGAGCCUGCCCGCAUCCCUUGCAGCGGGGCAGAAGUGGUCAUCGAGGCGCGAGAUCUUGCGGGAACAAUCAGCGAGGUCUGGGUGGAUGGAACUAGCUGCGAAGUGCUGGAAGAUUUGUCCAAGCGGGACUCGCCCGCAGUGCGCGUGCGGGUGCCCGCCUGCAGAAACCGCGCAGGGGGCGCUGCGCUGGUGGAAGUGCGAUCGGUUGAUUGGGCGCGCCACAUGAUCCGCGAAGAGGCAGCCAACUACUUUCCACUUCUGACAUUCGCCACGUGCAGCCCCAACAUUGAGCUGACGGCCAGACAGGGCGACAGCGAGACGCCUUACCUCGAUGUGGCCACGCGGCAGAAGGGGCUCAUCAGCGCGGUCGCCUUGACCAGCGAGCUUUCGCCUGUACAGGGUCGGCAGCGCUACUUCUUCCAGGUGAAGAUCGAAGCGAUGGCCGAGAAACGCUCGAACCGGACCUUGGCACUGGGCUUUGUGUGGCCUCUUCCGCAUGCGUUGCUUUUAGAGGGCGACGAGGCCCCACAGCUUAAGCGCCGAGCAUCCCUUUGGACAUCCGAUGGCCACAUGCCUGAGCUCGCUCACCAGCUGCCCAGAUCCUUGGGUGGAUCUUUUGUGGUGGGUGGAGAUCCGCCCAAGGCCUACAUGGGGGGCCGGGAGCUGGCUAAGAUCUCCUGGCGCCCUCUUCUGGAGUGCAUCGUCGGCGCAGAGCUGGGUGUGGUCUUGGACGUGGGGCCAAGCAGCCUUACCCUCUCUAUCUUCGAGGAGGGCGAGGAGAAGUGCGUGGUGGAGGGUCCAUUGAAUGAAGAGUGGAGGUGGCCCAGCCUGGGUGCGCCCAACGGCGUCCUGGACGUUUGCGGGACGGUGACCAGCGUUUCGCUUUCUCAGGGUGCACAGCCUCCCGACUUGCCCUUGUCGCUCACUGCUGAGGAUGCUGCUCGGGAAGGGGGCGACGAGAAAAGGGAUUGCAUGACCACAAAGGUGGUGACCAAAGCCCUUCAAGAUUGGAGCUCCAACACCUUGCUGCGUGGCCAGGACGUCUGCAAGCAGCCCUUUGUGGUGGAGUCGCCCGAAAGCUUCCUCAGCUUCGUCCGCUAUGCCGACCACUCGCAGGCCCAGAUGUGCAUCCUUCGCAAGGGUCUCCAGAAGCUGGCUCUUGAGACCUCGCUUCCCCAAGCAUUGCGGGAGGCGUGCGCGCAACACCGAACCGCAGUGGAGGCCGUCAUGGCGUUCCAGGAUGCAUCGGAAAUCGAAUUGGACGGCGAUGUCUUCACCUGGCCAGGGACAUCUGGAGGAUAUUCGUGCAAGCGCACCGAGAUCAAGGGAGGUAGCAUGUGUCAGCGUCUGACUCGCGCAAAAGCCGCUGAAACCGACGAUGGGCUGAUCUAUGUCGCAGAGCUGAGCUGUGCCAAGAAAACUGCCCACCACCUCACCGGCGAGCGCUGCAGAACACUUACCAGCAAGGAUGUCCGAGACUGUGCUGACGUGUCCUUCCAUCCUGGUACAGAUGUGGUGGAGUUGCCCAUGUGGGACCGGGGACACUCGUUCGUGGGUGCUCCGGGGGUCGGCAGCUGCCUCCAUGUGGAUCAGGCUUGGUGGAGCAAUGUCGCCAAGAACUUCACAGGACUCAAGCUCGUGGCACUUUGGGGCCCGGAUCACGCUGCAGAGAUCGUUCAGCGGCACGAAGGGGAGCUCUUCCGCAGGCCUUUGUCGCCAGAGCAGAUGCAAGCUCUAUCAAAGGCGGCCGUCAUUGCCUUGCUGCAGCCUGGAGAUGUUGCGAGUUUCAGCGGUGGCCUGCCACACGCCACAGUCGUGGUGGGCACAGAGCUGAACCUCACAGCGUAUGAGAGCCUCGUCAACUGGCAUCCUGCCAAUGCAGGCCUCCUGCUGCGCGGCUUGGAACGAAGAGGCAAGGGCAUCAUGACCAGAAAGGCGAAGGAGGGCCUGCUCGAGGAUAUCGUCGAGGUCGUCAAACGACACGCAUCGGUGAAGGCUCCAGACCUUUGGAACGAGGACGAAGGCCAUUUCUUGCUGCUGCAGCUGGGGUCCUCCAAUGACGGCAAAGGCAAUGUGGAUGGGGAGGUACGGCAGCGAGCUGUGAAGACCGCAUCCCUAUGGAGGGCCCUAGCUGCUGCUGGCCAGCAUGUGUCCGUCCUCGUCUCGGGCGGUGCCGACCCAAAUCGCUUCUUCAACCGAACCUCCACCUCACACUGGAGAUAUGUGAAGCAAGCUUUGCUGGAUUGCGGGCUUUCGGCAGAGCACAUCAUCGACCCUGGUCUCGAGGCUCUUCACACUGUGGACGAGGCCCUUAUGGCCGUGGAAUACGUCCGGGAACACGGUGCCAGGAGGCUUUGGGUCGUCACCAGCGACUUCCACGCAGCCCGUGCCCGGCACCUUUUCCACGUGGCCUUCGCGUCUGCUGGGCUCUCUGUGGACCUCUUGGUCCUCGGCGUGCCGGAUGCUUGCGAGGGCGAGGUGCUCCAAGCCUACGCGGCCAAGGAG